AGUUACCCCACACAACCCCAGUAUACCUGCCAUCAUGCCGCCUCUCGCUCACCCCCCUGGAAUGAACUUCCUCGAUGACCAGGAGCAACGCCCGGUCAAUGCCGAUGCUGCCACUUACUAUGGAGGCCAGGAGUAUCACAGUCGUGCGAGAACAUAUAGCGCCUCACAGUCGCACGCACCGAAGCGCGCCCCAGCCUUUGAAGAGGAUUGGCAUCUCCGCCCCCGAAGAAUGUCCCACGACGAGAAGAGUUCUGCGCCUAGACGUUUCCUAAUUGACGUGGAAGAAACCAUCAGGCUUGUACUUGAGCAAGAAGACACAGACGGCGACUUCCAAAUCUCCAUUACCGACGCUGGUCCUAAGCUCCUUUCGCUGGGUACCGCCACUAGUAACGGCUACAAGAGCUUUGACAUCCGAGGUACCUACAUGUUGUCAAAUCUCCUCCAAGAGCUCGCCCUUGCCCGUGAUCACAACCGGAAACGAAUUGUCCUCGACGAAGCUCGCCUUACCGAGAAUCCCGUCGACCGUCUUUCCCGUAUGAUCAAGAACUCGUUCUGGCACUCGCUCACGCGUCGCAUCGACGGAGACGGCCUCGAAAUUAUUUGCGCAGAUCCGAAGAACCGUACAGGGCGCGUCCAACCACGAAUCUACGUCCCACAUCGCGAACCGGCGAUGAUCGAGUACUACAGAAGGAUCGCCAAAGAGAAGCCGCAUCUGAAUUUGGAUGUUCAAGUUCUGCCUCCGAAUCCUGGCGACCCUCACUUCGUGAAGAGUCUGAAUUCGAAACCGGGAAUCCUGGCACUGGCAAUGAACGAGGUGGAUGACGGGAGGGGUGGCAAGACCUUAAAGGGGAUUCCUUUUAUCGUUCCAGGAGCGCGAUUUAACGAGCUCUAUAAUUGGGACUCUUACUUCAUCUCGCUCGGUCUACUUGUCGACGGCCAAGUCAAUAUGGCGAAAGGGCUUGUCGAACAUUUCAUCUUCGAGAUCAAGCAUUACGACAAGAUCCUCAACGGCUCUCGCUCCUACUACCUCGCCCGUACCCAGCCUCCCUUCCUGACCGACAUGGCCCUUCAGAUCUACAACCAGCUUGACCGCUCUGAUCUCGACGCUAAUCGCCAAUGGCUUAAGCGUGCCAUCCAAGCUGCCAUCAAGGAGUACCACACCAUCUGGGUCGCCCAGCCGCGCAUGGACCCGAAGACCGGUCUCUCACGUUUCAGACCAGAAGGUGUCGGUAUUCCCCCCGAGACAGAAGCCACUCAUUUCACGCACAUCCUCGAGCCGUACGCGCAGAAGCACGGUUUGUCGGUGCUUGAGUUCAGCGAGAAGUACAAUAAUGAGUCGAUCAGGGAGCCUGAACUGGAUGAGUAUUUCCUCCACGACAGGGCAGUUCGGGAGUCUGGGCACGACACGAGUUACCGUCUCGAGAAACGGUGUGCUAACUUGGGCACGAUCGACCUUCAGGCUCUGCUUUAUAAGUACGAGAUCGAUAUUGCUACGGCGAUUAGGGAGGUAUUUGACGAUGAGCUCGAUCUGGAGGAGAACUUCCCAUUGGCACCCUUUCCGCCUUCUGUGGAGUCGUACGCGAACCCAAAGAGGGAGAUGUCGAAGAGUAGGAAGCAGACGAGUGAGGAAUGGUUCCAGAGGGCGGAGUUCAGGCGGGAGAUCAUUGACAAGUAUUGCUGGAAUGAGAGCAAGAGCUUGUACUUUGAUUACGAUACCGUGCAGGAGAAGCAGAGUUUGUAUGAGAGCGCAACUGCCUUCUGGCCGCUUUGGGCGGGAUGCGCUAGCGAAGAACAGUGCUGGAAGCUUGUAUCACAAUCGUUGAAGAAGUUCGAGGUCAUUGGUGGGAUCGUCUCUGGGACCGAGGAAUCCAGGGGAAAGAUCUCCCUCGACCGACCUAACCGACAGUGGGAUUACCCCUAUGCUUGGCCUCCACACCAGAUCAUGGCAUGGGUCGGGCUUGAGCGAUACGGUUAUUUGGAGGACGCGCAGAGGUUGGCGUACAGGUUCCUCUACAUGAUGACCACUGCUUUCGUCGACUUCAACGGUGUGGUCCCUGAGAAGUUCGACGCCGUGAAGCUGUCUCAUCUUGUGGACGCUGAGUACGGAAACCAAGGAGUCGACUUCAAGAUGGUCCCUCGUGAAGGGUUUGGUUGGAUGAACGCCGCAUACCAAGUGGGACUCUCGUUCCUUACCUCUCACAUGCGCCGCGCUGUCGCCGCCUGCACCUCGCCAGAGGUCUUCUUUGGCAGGACGAUGAUGGGCGAGCACACUGCUGCACCACCGAGCAGUGUCGUCAACGAUCCUCUUGGGCUGGCCAUGGAGAACUUGACGGUGUCCAGCACGGGGCCUGUGGCGACUGGAACAUCCCCGAUGCCUGGCUCUCCAAAGAUCUACCCGACCUUUGGAACGUCGCCUUCGUACUGAGCUACGGGACAAUGUGUCUCGUAUCUAGGCCCUUGGUGUGGCGGCCAGUCGUGUAUAGAUGGGAAUGAGAGUGGUAUAGUGGGUGUGGUAUAGCGUCGCAUUAUUGGGCUGUUCCGGUAGAUUCGGUUUAUUGGCUAUCGUCACGUCUCCCACACUCAAUGUGGCGAGAUCCUAAUUCUGUGCUGCAUUCGACCAAUGGUAGCGGUACUCAGCUCCGCGGCUGUGUUUUAUUCUGUACAACCAAUCCCGCCUCUCACCUCCCCCCUCUCACACCCUCUUCACCUCCACUUGUCAAGUCUUCAUAUCAUCCCUAGCCCCUACUAGAUCUUGCAAUUUUCCAGUUAAUUUCACGUUGUCGUCUUU
Messenger RNA from Stereum hirsutum FP-91666 SS1, 2788 nucleotides. Its product is annotated as alpha,alpha-trehalase-neutral trehalase. The coding region runs from base 35 to 2425 and encodes 796 amino acids. The transcript has 8 exons. Lineage: Eukaryota; Fungi; Basidiomycota; Agaricomycetes; Russulales; Stereaceae. The record is from RefSeq and is a predicted model, not a curated record. Gene Ontology annotation, biological process: trehalose catabolic process. Gene Ontology annotation, cellular component: cytoplasm. Gene Ontology annotation, molecular function: calcium ion binding; alpha,alpha-trehalase activity.